CUUUAUCUCUCUAACAGACUGUCAUAGAAAUAGAUGUCAGGCUUUCUGGAGUGCUUUCAUGAUUCUUGUGAUAGUUUAAUAAGCAUUCUGCAUCAUGGACGAGAACAACAUCCGUGAAAAACUGAAUAUUCAUCCGUUAGAAAGAAAAAAAAAUUCAUAGAGAGGCCAAAGCGUUUCAAAAUACGGACUCUGGCGGCUGAUACGAAGAUGUGUGAGCGUGAGCAAAUGUGAGCAGCACGCCAGCCUCUCAGGUGUACAGGACGGUGACCGCUCAAUACAGUAUGGCGUCCCUCUUCAACAUGAGGAAAGCGGUCUCUCCUCCAGGCGGCGAGUGUUACGGCUUGCCGAGACACACUUUCUGGCUUCAAACACAGAAAUAUCGUCAGGAACUUUCUUGUCUUUUUUCUCUUUCCUUCUUUGUUUCUUUUCUUCUUUUAACUUCCACACGACCACAACCUCUCAGGGUCAGCGCUGGCAGUCCCUCGGGCCUUUGUACGACCCUAUGUAGUACAUUACGUCCUCGAGGAGAACGUGUGGCAAUCAUAAGGUGUCCGCGGCUCCAGCCACAUCAGGGUGUAGGUGUGGAGGUGACUGAAGUGAUUGCUGAAGGUAAGCAGACCUGUCUCCUGCCGCAGAUGGAGCGCGGGGAGGCGGCGUGCCGGGUGUGUGGGGACAAGGCGUCGGGGAAGCACUACGGCGUGCCCUCCUGUGACGGCUGCCGAGGGUUCUUCAAGAGGUCCAUCCGCCGCUACCGUAACAAGACGUUGGACUACGUGUGCAAAGAGGCGGGCACUUGUGUCGUGGACGUCACUCGGAGGAACCAGUGUCAGGCGUGCCGCUUCAAGAAGUGUCUCGACGUCAACAUGAAGAAGGACGCCGUGCAGCACGAGCGAGCUCCCGCGGUCCUGCCAGAAGCGGCCCAUGUUCGCCCCAGACAUGCCAGGCUCGACAGGGUUCCCCCCGGUGUCCGUGGGCGGUGGAGCCAGCCUGCCGCCCCUGCCGCCCUACUACCCGGCACUGCUUCCGCCCAUGCCCCUUCAAGCCGGGUCGGCAUUCAGUCCGCCACGCCGCGCCGCCUCGCCGCCCCCCCUUCCAGCGGAGGGGAAACUGAGGUGACCAGCUCCGACGGGAACACCAAGAACAACACCAAAGCCUCCAUUGCCGCCGCCAUCAUCCACAGCACGGCCACCAUCACCACCACCACUACCACGGCAGACACAUCCACCUGCGCCACCACCGCCCCCGCCUCCACCUCCACUACCACCACCACCACAACCACUACCACCAUCAACAACAAUAACGACACAGUCACCAACAAUAACAUUGGGAUAGCUGCUGCAAUUAACUGCAAAAUCAACAAUGAUAAGAGGGAAUCCAGUUCACCACCACCAGCGUUCCUUACGGCCCCUCGCUCCCCCUCCCUUGCCAGCCCCGCCAGCACGCCCCUCCCCUCACCCACCUCGCCCUCCCCGCCCAUCAACGCCACGCAAUCAUCGGCGCCGCCCAUCACAGUGGACGCCGGCGCGCUGGUCAUCUCCCCGACAGACAGCGUGUACGAGAAUGCCGCCAAACUGCUGUUCCUGGGCGUCAAAUGGGCGAGGUCCAUCCCGUCAUUUAUGCAGUUGCCGUUCCGAGACCAGGCCAUCCUGUUAGAAGAAUCCUGGAGUGAGCUGUUCGUCGUGGCCGCCGCUCAGUGGUCUCUUCCCCUCGACCAAGAUCAACACGCCUUUUAUAUGGCUUUCAGACUUAACAUCAAAAGACAACUUGUAUUUCCAUUCAAAAUCAAUUUCCUUUUCGUGAUGUCGGCGGAGAUAGUCACUGUAGUGAUGAUCAACUCUUGCCUCACACUCAUAGGGGGCCUGGUGCGCGACGCAGACUUGUCAACAGAACACGAGGCGGGGCUGGUACGCACCGUGGAGGGCAUGAGGGAUGUCAUUACGCGGCUGCACGCCCUCAGGGUGGACCACACUGAAUAUGCCUGCCUCAAGGCUCUCAUCCUCUUCCGCCCAGAGGCGCGAGGGCUGCGUGACGGCUAUGGCGUGGAGGUGUUGCAGGACCAAACCCAACUCAUGCUGCAUGAGUACCUGGCGAGCAAGGUGUGUGGAGCCGGCGGGAGGGUGCGGGCCGGCAAACUGUUGCUGCUGCUCCCUGCCCUCGGCCACAUUUCCGCUACGGCCGUACAAGAGAUCUUCUUCAAGCGGACAGUCGGCAACACCCCUAUCGAGAGAGUCCUCUGUGACAUGUUUAAGUCCAGCUGAAGCCUGAAGGCGUGCGUACUCCAGCAGUGACCGCCGAUUUUUAAAAUGGCACCUGCCUGUAUUCAGUGUUGUGCC
This is a messenger RNA of Scylla paramamosain (green mud crab), 2333 nucleotides long. Its product is annotated as nuclear receptor subfamily 2 group E member 1-like. Gene Ontology annotation, biological process: cell differentiation; regulation of transcription by RNA polymerase II; anatomical structure development. Gene Ontology annotation, molecular function: zinc ion binding; nuclear receptor activity; RNA polymerase II cis-regulatory region sequence-specific DNA binding. The coding region runs from base 282 to 2258 and encodes 658 amino acids. NCBI's taxonomy places the organism in Eukaryota, Metazoa, Arthropoda, Malacostraca, Decapoda, Portunidae. The record is from RefSeq and is a predicted model, not a curated record. The transcript is spliced from 9 exons.